CCUCCCAAAACCGCACAUUUCAUUCUGUAUUUCUCACCCACCUUCUUUCUUUGUUUCUUCAGUAACUUCAUUACAUAACAUUGUAUCUUCUUCAAUUGAAACUUAAAUGCAUGGAAAUUUUCAGAGCGUUCAAGACUGGGACCUGAUUUCAGAUUUAUGGUCUAACUCCUCUCACCUCAACCCCUUUGACUUUACCAGUUUACCGACGAUCCUUCUCCCAUUUCGUACUAUGGACUCAACAGAGUCCAUGGCUGCAGAGUGGACAGACGAGAAGCACAGUUUGUACCUCAAAUCCAUGGAAACAUCAUUUGUUAACGAGUUGUAUGACUCCAUGGAGUUGGUUGGGGAACAUAUGGAAAAGGAGAACUCCACUCGUACAAAACCAUCCAAACAAACCCAUUCUAACACCCGUUCCCAUCGUGGCCAGUUUAAGGUCCUUCGAAAUGGAAAUUGGCAAAAGAUCAAUUAUGUAAGAACUGAACCUCGUGGAGUUAAUACAAAUGAAAUUCACAAUGCCCUUCUUUCAAACCCAUGGAUCCAACACUUUAGAUCCUCCCGUGAGGCCCAAGGUGCUGAAUCUUGCAGUGUCCCACAAGGUGCGGCGGUGUCUGCGAGUAGAGCGAGUGAUUCAAAUAGCAAGAAUGCAACGUCGUUGUGGGGAUCUUCUAGUUCAAAGCAGAUGGCCUUUUAUCACUCUAAUUUGUGCCAUAAAGAUUUGCUUGGUAACAAUACAGAGGUUUCAGACCAGAACUUUAUUGACGAAAAAAGUGAAGGAGAGAAAUCGAAAAGGGUUAACACUCAAGAACUUGGUGCUUAUAUAACUAAUGAUCAGGUGGUUCCACUUCGCAAGACUUUGUAACGCUUAGCAGCCUGAGCUAACCAAGGAGUUCAUUUAUAGAAAGUUAUAAAAUGUUCUGUUCAAUAGAUUAUAGCUAAAAAUAGGGUAAUGCAGAAAAGGAGGGUGAAUCUGAUGUUAAAUGGUGUUCUGUUCAAAAUACUCGAUCACAGAUUUUGUUAAUGGAUUUUUCCCCCUUCUUUCUCGUGGUAAUUGUCCAAAUGUCCAAACACUUCUCAGUUUCAUGGAAUAUUAUUGUCUGCUUUUUUGUAGAUAUUUAUGCUCGAAAGAGAAGUAUUAAAACAGCUGGGAACGUUAGUUGUAUCAUGUAUUUGAAAGAUUCCAUUUAAACUAAUAAACCCCGUAGCUUCUAGUA
Molecule: messenger RNA, 1211 nt
Organism: Humulus lupulus (European hop)
Lineage: Eukaryota; Viridiplantae; Streptophyta; Magnoliopsida; Rosales; Cannabaceae
Product: cold-regulated protein 27-like
Exons: 5
Coding region: 107-859 (250 amino acids)
Biological process (GO): response to cold; regulation of circadian rhythm
Source: RefSeq, a predicted model, not a curated record